Messenger RNA from Thermothielavioides terrestris NRRL 8126, 2238 nucleotides. RefSeq lists its product as uncharacterized. Bases 265 to 2004 code for a protein of 579 amino acids. Gene Ontology annotation, molecular function: RNA binding; ATP:3'-cytidine-cytidine-tRNA adenylyltransferase activity. The record is from RefSeq and is a predicted model, not a curated record. Gene Ontology annotation, biological process: tRNA 3'-terminal CCA addition. The transcript is spliced from 2 exons. Lineage: Eukaryota; Fungi; Ascomycota; Sordariomycetes; Sordariales; Chaetomiaceae.
CUCGAUUACAGAACAGCACCAUCGCACAACUGAAUGAAGCUCUUGCUUAGGUUUUUCUUUUCACUUUCCUCCCCGUGAUAGGAAAAGUCUUGAAACAGACUUUACUGCGCUGAAAAUAAUCCUCUGUGACCAGGCGGGGGCAACCAGCCAGGAAGCCACAGCUCAUUGAGUCACCGGCCAAACCACAAGUUUCCGGGGGACGUUUGGCAUGCCAAGUGACAAUGAGCAGCGUAUGACACACAACAUCUGCCUGUCCCCCCCCAGAUGCUCGUCGGACUUGCCCGGAUCCAGGCCCUGCGCAUCUCAAGCUGCUCCAACAUUUUGAGCCUCAUGAAGCGCAAGCUCCAGCAAAUCUCAUCUCCCCCACCAGCAAGCCCCUCGUCUCCGUCCAAGAAACUCACCGUCGCGAUGCCUGCACGCCCCAUAUCCACCUCCAUCACCCUCACCGCGCGCGAGGAGCAGCUCAAACAGCUCCUCCUCGACGCCGCCAAAUACAUCGACGAGCAGGACCUGCACCAGCAGGGGCCGCCGCCGCGCGAGCCCCUGGUCCUGCGCUGGGCCGGCGGCUGGGUGCGCGACAAGCUGCUGGGCAUCGCGUCGCACGACAUCGACACGGCGAUCAACGCGAUGACGGGCGAGGCCUUCGUCGACCGGCUGCGGGUCUACUGCGACGAGCCGGCGCACCGGGCGCGCCACGGGCUGGCCGACGGCGACGUCGGCCGCCUGCACACGGUGCCGCGCAACCCGGACAAGUCGAAGCACCUGGAAACCAGCACCAUCCGCCUGUGCGGCCUAGACGUCGACUUCGUGAACCUGCGGAAGGAGACCUACACGGCCGAGAGCAGGAACCCCGUGGUCGAGUUCGGCACCGCCGAGGAGGACGCCCUGCGCCGCGACGCGUCCGUCAACGCGCUGUUCUACAACCUGCAUACCGGCCAGGUAGAGGAUUUCGUCGGCGGGCUGAGGGACCUGGAGGAGGGCUUGCUUCGCACGCCGAUGGAGCCGCUGCAGACCUUCCUGGACGAUCCGCUGCGGGUGUUGAGGCUGAUUCGGUUUGCGAGCCGGUUGGGGUUCCGCAUUGAUCCGGAGGCCGAGAGGGUCAUGGCGGACGAGCGGGUGCUGGGGAGGUUGCGGGUCAAGAUCAGCAGGGAGAGGAUUGGCGAAGAGUUGGAGAAGAUGUUGAAAGGUCAGCAACCCGUGGAGUCGCUGCGGCUUCUCGACCGACUCGGGCUCUACCACGCCGUGUUCACGAACCCUGGGCGUGAAGACAUGCCCAAGCCGGACGCGACGGCGUGGAAGACGGCCUACGAGUGUCUGGCGCUGCUCGAGGCCAACAAGACGCCCGGCUCCAUCUACGACUUGCUCGUCACGGGCGAGGAAGCGCGGUACUACGCCUGGUCGCUGGCCACUCUCACGCCCUGGGAGCAGCUGCCGGACGAUCCACCCAUGAAGUCAGGGAAGCCCGCGCCGCCGCUUCCCGCGCAGGCGGCGAGAGAGGGCUUCAAGGCGCCCAACAAGCUGUGCGACCUCAUCACGGCCGCCCACCGCCACCGGCACGCCAUUCUGGAGCUCCGAGACGUCGUUCGCGACAGGAGGGAGGGUCUGCACGAGCGGGACCGCUUUGGCAUGGCCAUCCGAGACUGGGACACCCGCGGCGGGCACUGGCGGCUGCAGGUGCUGUUCGCCGUCCUGGUGGAUGUAGAAGUUCGCGUGGGAAUGGGCAAGGACGCAGGAGGCAGCAGCAGCUCGCAGGAGGCGGUGCUCGCGGAAUGGCAGCAAUUCCUGGACCAUCUUGUCGAGCUGGACGUCAUGAACGCGCCGUCUAUCAAGCGUCUGGUCGACGGCAAGAUCCUGACUGCAGCGCUCGGCGUGAAGCCGGGCAAGUGGAUGGGCGCGGCGUUGGACGUGGCGCUGGCGUGGCAGCUGAGGAAUCCAGGGGUGGACGAUCCGGCCGGCGCUAUCGAGGAGGUGCGGCGGAGGAGAGACGAGCUGGGGAUUCGUUGAGGUCGAGCUCUAAGUAGAUAGAUGAACAGGAUACCCAGAUCGUGUUGAAUCGCGCUUGUCAAACCACCUCAGUUCAGGAGGUCGCCGUGUAUUUACUGUGUACUGUACAUACCUUACCUGGACCCUAGAAGGAGGUUUUAGUGGCCGACCCACCAAACUACAGCGGGCUUUCAGCGCCUCCAUGCCCCACGCCCACGCCGCUUACCUACAUGCCUGCUGAUUGCUUGAGUGGCC